UCCAGGAAAGGUGAACACUGCUGACCCUCCUCCAUCCUGUAGCUGACUGCUCCCUCCACACCUCACCCAGGCACAGCCUCCAUGCAGAGAGCCAAUCGCUCAGCUGUGUCCGAGUUCAUCCUCAUCGGCUUCUCCACCUUCCCCCACCUCCAGCUGAUGUUCUUCCUGCUCUUCCUGCUCAUGUACCUCUUCACGCUGCUGGGCAACCUGCUCAUCAUGGCCACCAUCUGGGGCGAGCGCAGCCUCCACACCCCCAUGUACCUCUUCCUGUGCGCCCUCUCCAUCUCCGAGAUCCUCUACACCUUGGCCAUCAUCCCCCGCAUGCUGGCUGACCUGCUCUCCGCCCACCACUCCAUCGCCUUUGUCGCCUGCGGCAACCAGAUGUUCUUCUCUUUCACAUUUGGCUUCACCCACUCCUUCCUGCUCACCAUCAUGGGCUAUGACCGCUACGUGGCCAUCUGCCAUCCACUGCGCUACAACAUGCUCAUGAGCCCCCGUGCCUGUGCCUGCCUGGUGGCCUGGUCCUGGGCAGGUGGYUCUGUCAUGGGGCUGGUGGUGACAAUGGCCAUUUUCCAUCUCACCUUCUGUGGACCCAAYGAGGUCCAMCAYUUYKYYUGCCACGUCCCACCCCUGUUGAAGCUGGCCUGUGGGGAGGAUGUCCCAGUGGUGGCCAAAGGUGUGGGCCUGGUGUGCAUCACGGCCCUGCUGGGCUGCUUCCUCCUCAUCCUCCUCUCCUACACCUUCAUCGUGGCCGCCAUCUUGAGGAUCUCAUCAGCAGAGGGGCGGCACAAGGCCUUCUCCACCUGUGCUUCCCACCUCACAGUGGUGAUCGUGCACUACGGCUUUGCCUCUGUCAUCUACCUCAAGCCCAAGGGACCACAGUCCCUGGAAGGAGACACCUUGAUGGGCAUCACCUACACGGUCCUCACGCCCUUCCUCAGCCCCAUCAUCUUCAGCCUCAGGAACAAGGAGCUGAAGGUCACCAUGAAGAAGACCUUGCUCAGCAAACUCUACCCAGAAAAAAUAUGAUGCUCUGGGAGGAGUCCCUUGGAGUAACUAAAUUGGGUUUCCAAAUUCCACUGUUAGAGAUGA
Messenger RNA from Urocitellus parryii (Arctic ground squirrel), 1092 nucleotides. Its product is annotated as olfactory receptor 10H1. The record is from RefSeq and is a predicted model, not a curated record. Gene Ontology annotation, molecular function: olfactory receptor activity; G protein-coupled receptor activity. Gene Ontology annotation, cellular component: membrane. Lineage: Eukaryota; Metazoa; Chordata; Mammalia; Rodentia; Sciuridae. Gene Ontology annotation, biological process: G protein-coupled receptor signaling pathway.